AUGGCCAUAUAUACUGUUGCUGCGUUGCAGAUCGGCGCUGCCAAAGAAGGAUCCGCUAAAACGGUCGAGAAGAUUUUGAGCUAUGAGCAAGAGUUGAUUGACAAAAAAGUCAAACUUGUGGUGCUUCCUGAGGCAACAAUUGGUGGAUAUCCUAAGGGUAGCCAGUUUGGUACAUACUUGGGCUAUAGACUUCCAGAGGGCCGCAAGGAUUUUGUUGAGUACUAUAAUCAGUCAAUUUUAGUUCCAGGCCCCGAGAUUGCUCAGUUGGAAGGUUUGAGUCGCAGAACUGGCACUAUCAUCGCUGUUGGAGUCAUCGAGCGUGGAGGAAGCACCUUAUAUUGCACACUUGUCUACAUUGACCCAACCAAGGGAUAUGUUGGAAAGCAUAGAAAGUUGAUGCCUACCGCCACCGAGAGAUUGGUCUGGGGACAAGGUGACGGACUGACCCUCUACGUUGCAGAGUCCAAGGAAUUGGGAAACAUUGGAGGAGGUAUAUGCUGGGAGAACUACAUGCCAUUGUACCGUGCAUCCAUGUAUGCUAAGAAUGUCAGUGUGUACAUUGCUCCCACAGUGGAUGACAGAGAAAUCUGGGCCUCUUUGGUUAAAACAAUUGCUGUGGAGGGCCGUCUGUUCGCCAUUAGCGCUGUGCCCUAUUUGCCAUGGGAGGCUUCCACCAAGGAGCUUCCUGGAUACACAAGAGAACAGCCAAUCAACGGAGGCUCGUUAAUUGUCGAUCCCUACGGAGAAGUUUUGGCCGGUCCAUUCACUGGCGAAGAAGGUUUGCUCACUGCUGAAGUGGAUAUGGAUCUUAUCCAAGAGGCCAGAUACGACCUUGAUCCUGCUGGUCACUACACACGCCCAGACGUGUUCCAGUUGACUGUAGAUGAGAGACCUAAGGGUACUGUUUUCCAGCAGUAG
Molecule: messenger RNA, 918 nt
Organism: Sungouiella intermedia
Lineage: Eukaryota; Fungi; Ascomycota; Pichiomycetes; Serinales; Metschnikowiaceae
Source: the annotation of a GenBank genome assembly